CUCCCCGGCUUGGGCUGGAGCAGGAGCCGGAGCUGCUUUAUUAUCAGCUGGAGGGAGGAGGAGACGGUGCGUAAAGCAGCGAGCGCGGCGCUCCGAGCCCCGCUGCCGCUGCCGCGGGCUGCGCCUCCCUUCCCGGCCGCCCGCCCUCCCUCCGGCGGGCAGCGGCCGCUCGGGCCCCCGCAGGUAGGAGCGCAGCCUCCGCCACCUGCCCCCGCGGCUCCGCGCGUUUUGCAGCAUCAUCGGGAGCCGCCGCGGGGGCAGGAGGCGCCGCUGCCCGCCCGCCCGCCGGGCCGGGGGCAGGUGCCGCGCCGCGCCGGGGCCCCGCUCGCCCCUCUCCGCCCCGGUCCCGCCGGCUCUGGCUCCGGCUCCCGCCGCGCCGCGGAGCACCCGUGGCGGGCAGCGCCGCGGGGCGUCGGUGGCUGCGGCUGCGGCGCGCCCAUGUGAGCCCCGACUGCGGGGUGCCCGCCCGCGGCGCGGAAGGCUGCGCACCCUCCGGGCGUGCGCCCCGCCGGCAGCGGCCGGAGCAGGCGGAGGCCGUCGGGACAGCGCUGGAGUGAGCGGGGCCGGCAUGGUGUCCGGGCGGCGGAGGCCGGGGCUCGGCCUGGCGCGGCUGUGGGGCUUGUGCUGCCUGGCGCUGGGCUGCUGGCGGGGCGCGCUGGGCUGCCCCGCGUCCUGCCGCUGCAGCUCCUGGCGGAUCUGGUGCGCGGACCCGGCGUCGGACAUCUCCUCCUUCCCCGUGCCGCAGCGGAGCGCCGAGGGCGACAAUGUCACCGAGAUUUACAUCGCAAACCAGCGAAAUUUAGAAAGUAUCAAUGACAAUGAAGUUGGAUUUUAUGUUGGACUUAAAAAUCUGACCGUGGUGGAUUCAGGCUUAAGAUUUGUGUCCCGUCAGGCAUUUGUGAAAAACGUCAACCUACAGUACAUCAAUUUAUCCAGAAACAAACUCUCAAGUUUGUCCAAGAAGCCUUUUCGCCAUCUGGGUUUGUCUGAUCUGAUACUGGUGGACAAUCCGUUUAAGUGUUCCUGUGAAAUUAUGUGGAUCAAGAAAUUCCAAGAGACCAAGUUUUACACAGAAACUCAGGAUUUAUAUUGCACAGAUGACAACAACAAGAGGACAACCUUGCUGGAUAUGAAGGUCCCAAACUGCGAUUUGCCCUCAGCAAACUUAAGCAAUUACAACAUCACCGUGGUGGAAGGAAAGAGCAUCACAUUGUACUGCGAUACUACUGGAAGGCCUCCCCCUAAUGUGUCCUGGGUGCUCACUAAUCUUGUUUCAAACCAUGAGAGUGACACAAGUAAGAACCCAGCUUCACUAACCAUAAAGAACGUUUCGUCCAUGGACAGUGGACUGUGGAUUUCCUGUGUAGCAGAGAACAUUGUGGGAGAGGACCAAGCCUCUGCUGAGCUCACGGUAUUCUUUGCACCAAAUAUCACUUUUAUUGAAUCUCCAACCCCGGACCACCACUGGUGUAUUCCAUUCACUGUGAAAGGGAACCCUAAGCCCACAUUGCAGUGGUUCUAUGAAGGGGCUAUACUGAAUGAGUCUGAAUACAUCUGUACUAAAAUACAUGUUAUCAAUCAAAGUGAAUACCACGGCUGCCUUCAGCUGGACAAUCCUACCCACCUGAAUAAUGGUGCUUAUACCUUACUGGCUAAGAAUGAGUAUGGAGAGGAUGAAAAACGGGUUGAUGCUCAUUUCAUGUCAGUGCCUGGAGAUGGUAGUGGCCCAAUUGUGGAUCCAGAUGUUUAUGAGUAUGAAACCACGCCUAAUGAUCUUGGAGACACCACAAAUAACAGUAAUCAAAUCACUUCUACAGAUGUUUCCAACAAAGAGAAUGAAGAUAGCAUCACUGUGUAUGUUGUGGUGGGAAUUGCAGCACUGGUGUGCACUGGCUUAGUAAUAAUGCUCAUUAUCCUGAAGUUUGGAAGGCACUCUAAGUUUGGGAUGAAAGGUCCUUCUUCAGUUAUCAGCAAUGAUGAUGAUUCAGCCAGUCCGCUCCACCACAUCUCAAAUGGCAGUAAUACUCCAUCUUCUUCUGAGGGCGGUCCUGACGCAGUUAUCAUUGGGAUGACAAAGAUUCCCGUCAUCGAAAAUCCCCAGUAUUUUGGAAUUACCAACAGUCAGCUCAAGCCGGACACCUUUGUGCAGCACAUCAAGCGCCACAAUAUUGUUCUCAAGAGAGAAUUGGGAGAAGGUGCCUUUGGGAAAGUCUUUCUGGCGGAAUGCUAUAACCUCUGUCCCGAGCAGGACAAGAUCUUGGUGGCAGUGAAGACACUGAAGGAUGCCAGUGACAAUGCCCGCAAGGAUUUCCACCGCGAGGCAGAGCUGCUAACUAACCUACAACAUGAGCACAUCGUCAAGUUCUACGGCGUCUGUGUUGAGGGUGAUCCACUCAUCAUGGUCUUUGAAUAUAUGAAGCAUGGAGAUCUUAACAAAUUCCUCAGGGCACAUGGACCAGAUGCAGUACUGAUGGCAGAAGGCAACCGUCCUGCUGAGCUGACCCAAUCCCAGAUGCUUCACAUUGCCCAGCAGAUUGCAGCUGGUAUGGUUUACCUGGCAUCACAGCACUUCGUGCAUCGGGAUCUUGCUACCCGGAAUUGUCUGGUUGGUGAGAACCUGCUGGUGAAGAUUGGGGAUUUUGGGAUGUCUAGAGAUGUGUACAGCACAGACUACUAUAGGGUUGGGGGUCACACCAUGCUGCCCAUUCGUUGGAUGCCUCCAGAGAGUAUCAUGUACAGGAAGUUCACCACAGAAAGCGAUGUCUGGAGCCUGGGGGUUGUGUUAUGGGAAAUCUUUACCUACGGCAAACAGCCAUGGUAUCAGCUCUCAAACAAUGAGGUGAUUGAGUGCAUCACUCAGGGCCGAGUCCUGCAGCGACCUCGCACAUGCCCGAAGGAAGUGUAUGACUUGAUGCUGGGCUGUUGGCAACGGGAACCUCACAUGAGGCUCAACAUCAAAGAAAUCCAUUCCCUUCUCCAGAACUUGGCCAAGGCAUCUCCAGUCUACUUGGAUAUUUUAGGCUAAAGUCUCCUAGCAUUUCUUCUUGUGGGCUGUGGGGAUGAAUGUGUUCAACGGCCGCUGAACUCCAUUAAAAUGUGUUCUUAACUUUGACAGUAUUAAUGACAAAGUUGCGGAGAAGCUUUCAAAGGGCAAGCAAUGUGCACUUCUCCAUCUGUAGACACAGUAUUGACUUUUUAGACAUUACUGAGAUGUAUCUGCUUUCUCUCUCUCACUCUAUCUCUCUUUCUGUUUCUAUUUUUUUUUUUCUUUUCUCCUGUCUUUCUUAUCAAUUUGGCUUCUGCAUUAUUGUAACUCUGCAUAGACAAAGGCCUUAAAUACCCGAUCUGUUAUAUCAGCAGACUCUUCAGUUUGCCCACCACAACUAACAAUGCCUUGUUGUAUUCAUGCCUUUGAUGUGGAUGAAAAAAAGGGAAAAAAUAUAUUUGACUCGAACUUUGUGAUUUCUGCUGUACAGCUACUGGGAGUUUCUAUGGAUUCACCUCAAUAUUUUUUGCUUCAGCAUGUGGGUGGAAAAAGAAGACUGGUGUUCUCUACAUGAAGCAUGUUCCUUGCGGAGAUAAAGCCAGAUGGAAAGAAGACAGUGUUGUGUGAUACACUAUCUGGAGGAACUAGGGGAUCAGAUGGCAUCCAACCCCACAAAAAAACACUGAAACGAUUUGAUCGAAGGCAAGAGGGGAUUUAGCACUUUCCCUGAAGAGUCUUUCUGAGGACUAAAGGGAUUGUUCAAGGAGGUGCUUUGCCAGCACUUUUUAUUGCCAGACACAAGUGAAAGGGGAAAAGAUGCUGCUUUUACUGCACACAAUUACUUUACAACAUGAUAAACUAAACACAUGCCCUGAUUUUGUCUUCUGGUAGGAUACUGUCAUGCCACUGGUAUAAAAAUGUUCUCCAGCUAGUCUUUUUAAUAAAGGCUGAAGCUAGGCUUACUAAUGUACGGUAUUAAUUUCAGGUUCACAUGUUGAAAUUAAGGAUUUUGAUAAGAUAGGGCAAGCUAUAGGUGCUGAGACAGGUGUAUCAUAUACUGUGCUUGUCCAGCAGUAUAUUCCUUCCUUCCUCAAUCCUUUUUUUUUUUUCCUGAACCAUGCAAGCAAAACUGUGCAUAGUCGAUUAAUGCCCUUUGUGCAGAAACUAUCACUCAUCUUGUAGUACACCCUGGUAGGCAUAGCGAACUCAUAACAAUGUAACUUUUAUUUCAUUAGAAGGGGCUAAUGGAGGACAUUAGCCAUGUUAAAAUGCCUUUACAAUGUUACAGAUACAAUAGGCUGAUAUAACAUCAAUAAUCUAAAGCACGGAGAUCACUAGUUAUGUUUGAGCCAUGGCAGGGGAUAGAGAUCUCUAGAGAAAACAAAUUACUCUGAGGUUAUGGCUUACUAUUCAGAGUGCAAAGACCCUGAGCUCAGCACCAUGUUUGUAUUGGUACUAGUGCUGUCAUUACCACCAUCCACUCUUUCUUAAAUGACUCAUUUUUGGUUUGAUUGGCAUUGUAUGUGUACAACAUUUGCAUGGCCACUGUGUUGAUGACAGUUGCAUGGGCAUACCUGUUAUUUUUCGAACUGGAAGUUGAUGAUUUCAAAUUUAGAGUUAGGAUUAUUUUUAAUAUGAAUUCUUACAAUGAAAACCUACCUUACCUAUUCUAUUCCUCAAGACUUUUGCCUCCCUCUGUGAGGGGGCGUUACUGCAAAAAAGUGAUCUUUCUUUCUGUUUUCUCUUUUUGUUAUUUCUUAUUGAUAUGAGCCAGAUCAAAAUAAUCCUUCAUCUUUGUGUUGGGGAUAUUUUAUUUAAUAAAUUAAGCGUUUUAUUUUUGUAAGUGUUCCCAUAGCACAUUUAACAUAUAAUUUGCUGGCAUAUAUUAUUUAUUGAGGCACUUUAAGUUUUUCCUUCAGAAGCUUUUAGAGCUAGCUUAUAAAGAUUCUGAAUAUUUUCAAAAGAAAACAGUUCACUGGACACUGAUGAAGUUUUACCCUUCUCAAUGUCAUUGAAAAGGCAGCAUUACAAAUAAACAUGACAGUGUAACUAUAAAGCCAUACUCAGUAUUUCUUUAAUAAACUAGAUGUUAUUUCUUAACCGCUACUGAACUGGGAACACACAAAAAGCCAGAGGAAGAUUCCUACAAAAUAGGCCUUAAGAUUUUAUCUAGACUGUCUUGGAAGUUCACACAGAAAGCUAGAUAAAGACUGAGCAUCCAGUGAAACCCAUUCUCUUGAGAACCUGAAUGUUGUGUUUUAAAGGAAUUUGAAAUUGAUUUUUGAAACAACAGUGGUGGAAAAGAAAGGUGUCAGAGUCCGCUCUUACUGUGCAAUGGGAGGAGGCUGCAGGUGAUGGAGGGGGGUGCUGAGUUUCUGCCUGCUGUAUUCUGUUGUAGUUUCUUAUGAGCUGAAGAAAAAGGCAUCUGAGAUGCUUCUUCUACUGGAAAGCAGGCUCCAGCCUGAAAGCAAACAGGUGGGUUUUGUAAGCACUGAAAGAAUGUAUACCAAAAAAAAAACCACAAAACCCUGAAAAUGCGCUUAGUGGCAUCUUCUUUUUGAUUUACUAGUGAGACUAUUAGAGUCAUUUCAGAGAAUAAAUAGUGUUACAAUGCAUUGUGCAAUAACAUAGCAGUAUGUUAAACUUCUAAAGGACCAAAUGUUCUACAGAGCCACCGGUAUGGAUAACCUUGACCUAUAUCAUUAAUGUUCUUGAUAGUGCAUAAAAUGUGUAAUCACAGUAGACAAGCUAUAAACUGUAACUAUACAUAGUUUGUGUUUGUUUAUUAAAAGGCGGCUAAGUGUAGCAGAAUGAUCAGAGAAGAGGAAGAAAUAUGUUCAAAUCACAGUGAAGGGUGAGUAUAUGUGCAUAUUCAUCAUGCUUGCACUGUCAGCUAGGUCGUGUACACUGAGUAAAUAUGACAAUCAGGCUCAUUUAAAAAGUUUAUGGACUGUGAAGCUAUGAACUGAUCAGAUAUAUAAUAUAUAUUAUAUAUGUGUGUUUGCAUAUGGCAUAUAUACACACACAGAGCAUAUACAUGUAUGCCUAUGUUGUAUUUUAUUUAUAUAUGUGCAGACAUGCAUGCACAUUAUGUAUGGGCUGUGUGUAUAUGUAUAAAUUUACAUACACCUACAUUAUUACAAAUUAUGAUUAGAGUGCUACUAAUAAAUUGAUAAAGUCUGCUGAG
Messenger RNA from Falco peregrinus (peregrine falcon), 6173 nucleotides. It is a transcript of the gene NTRK2, whose product is annotated as neurotrophic receptor tyrosine kinase 2. Gene Ontology annotation, molecular function: brain-derived neurotrophic factor binding; brain-derived neurotrophic factor receptor activity; ATP binding. Gene Ontology annotation, cellular component: signaling receptor complex; plasma membrane; axon. Gene Ontology annotation, biological process: cell surface receptor protein tyrosine kinase signaling pathway; trans-synaptic signaling by neuropeptide, modulating synaptic transmission; positive regulation of kinase activity. The transcript has 17 exons. Lineage: Eukaryota; Metazoa; Chordata; Aves; Falconiformes; Falconidae. Bases 569 to 3025 code for a protein of 818 amino acids. The record is from RefSeq and is a predicted model, not a curated record.